This is a messenger RNA of Bombina bombina (fire-bellied toad), 2586 nucleotides long. Its product is annotated as mitogen-activated protein kinase 14. Gene Ontology annotation, cellular component: cytoplasm; nucleus. The record is from RefSeq and is a predicted model, not a curated record. NCBI's taxonomy places the organism in Eukaryota, Metazoa, Chordata, Amphibia, Anura, Bombinatoridae. Gene Ontology annotation, biological process: protein phosphorylation; p38MAPK cascade. Gene Ontology annotation, molecular function: MAP kinase activity; ATP binding. Bases 163 to 1248 code for a protein of 361 amino acids. The transcript is spliced from 12 exons.
ACGCGAGCUGGGGCGCCGCCGCACUCGCGGACGACUAGGGCUUUGCAAGAUCUCGCGGGAAUUUAGUGUCUUCGCCGCCACCGGUUGUUAACCGGAGAGCGCUAUACCCACUUUGAUAGCCGGUAAAACCUUCCCCGACCGGCCGGGGGCGCUGCAGAGAAAAUGUCUUCUAACCCCCCUCCUGGAUUUUAUAGGCAAGAGCUGAACAAAACUCUGUGGGAAGUCCCCGAGAGAUAUCAGAACCUGACGCCUGUGGGUUCGGGGGCCUACGGAUCUGUGUGUUCAUCUUUUGAUUCCAAGACUGGUUUGCGAGUGGCAGUGAAAAAGCUUUCUCGGCCCUUUCAGUCCAUUAUCCAUGCCAAGCGCACAUACAGAGAGCUACGUCUCCUCAAGCACAUGAAGCAUGAAAACGUUAUUGGACUAUUAGAUGUUUUUACCCCAGCAAAAUCCUUUGAGGAAUUUAAUGAUGUGUACCUGGUAACGCAUUUAAUGGGUGCUGACCUUAAUAAUAUUGUUAAGUGUCAGAAGCUAACGGAUGACCAUGUGCAGUUCCUGAUCUACCAGAUCCUGCGUGGCUUAAAGUACAUUCACUCUGCAGACAUUAUCCAUAGGGACCUGAAGCCCAGCAAUCUUGCUGUUAAUGAGGAUUGUGAGCUGAAGAUUUUGGACUUUGGGUUGGCACGGCACACAGAUGAAGAGAUGACUGGAUAUGUAGCUACAAGAUGGUAUCGAGCUCCAGAAAUCAUGUUGAAUUGGAUGCAUUAUAAUCAGACAGUUGAUAUCUGGUCAGUGGGAUGUAUAAUGGCUGAGCUCCUGACAGGGCGAACACUAUUUCCAGGCACAGACCAUAUUAAUCAGCUGCAGCAGAUCAUGCGCCUGACUGGAACACCUCCCUCUUAUCUCAUUAACAGGAUGCCCAGCCACGAGGCACGCAACUACAUCCAAUCUCUGCCAUACAUGCCUAAGAUGAAUUUUGAGGAUGUAUUUCUUGGAGCUAAUCCACAAGCUGUUGAUCUGCUAGAGAAAAUGUUAGUUUUGGACACAGACAAGCGGAUAACUGCAUCUGAAGCCCUUGCCCAUGCCUACUUUGCUCAGUAUCAUGACCCAGAUGAUGAACCCAUAGCCGAGCCAUAUGACCAGAGCUUUGAGAGCCGUGAGCUGGACAUUGAAGAGUGGAAGAGUCUGACUUAUGACGAGGUAGUCUGCUUUGUGCCUCCUCCACUGGACACUGAGGAGAUGGAAUCUUGAUAAUGAUGUCCCAAGUUGUCCAUCACUGUGAAAUUUGGGGGUCUCUAUAAAUCCCCUGGAUAACCUACAAAGUGCCUCUGGGGGGAGAUUUACACAUAUACAUUUCUCUCUCUAAAUAUAUUUUUUCUUGUGCUGGGGAGAGUUAUUUAUAUAGAAUCUAUGUAACUCCUGCUGCAUGCACUACUCGGCUGUCUCCCCUUCUCACGAUGACAGCACCUAAUGCCCUUGUCACAGAGACAUCUGUAUUUUUGAUGCUUGGAAAUCCCAGCAAAGGGAAUCACUACUCCUUAGUAGACUAUGACUUCAUUCUGCAUCUUAACGUCUGUUCACAGUCAUCAUGUAUAUGUUUGGGAGAAUAAGUUAAAGGACAAACAUUAACUGGGUGGGAGGGCUGGAUGCUUCGUGUAGGGAGUGGCUUUUUGCCCUAUUUCAGGGCUAUUCAACAACAAUGGGUGUAUUUCUUUUAUAUUCAGUUAUGUUAUAUCUUUCUGACUGUUGUUCUGAAAUUGUUUUUAUUCUUCCCAUUUCCAUGAUCCUCAACAUGUACAAAUAUAUAUAGAUGAUAUAUUUUGAUAACCGCUAAAUAAGAAUUUUGCUGGUAUUAUUAUAUAGACCCCCCCCCCCCAAAAAAAAAGAACAGCGUCUGUGUAAGUCUCUCUUUUUUCCCAAGUGCUGUUAACUGGUUAUUUUUUCAUAAUUUCCCUACCAAUCCAAAGCGUGUCAGAUCCUAGGUGGCAGUGACCUGGGGACAGUACCACAGAGAUUGAGAAAAGUGAUAAUCAUAAGAGGGGGAGAAAACAAUUAGCUUUGACUGGUAUAGCAUUACUUAUAUUGUAUAUAAACUAUAUUUUAUGGUGUCCAUUAAUAAGAAUGAAUAUUUUAAAGGGGCUAGCUUGCUUCUCUUGCCUAAAUAUAAUACUUCAAUGGGAAAAAAAUGAACAAAAGUAACAUGAAUAACUUUUAAAUUUUUACUUUUGUUGCUUCAAUUAUGAGAAAAAAGUGAAUUGUAUUAUUAUUGGGGGCUAAUAUUACCACUUGAUCUAUUCUCCUACAUGUUAGGCACAGGCUAUUCACUCAUUAAUAACAUCAGUCAAUUUCCUUUGAAUUCAGCACUGUUGCUGCUUUCAUACAUUACUGUACCCUGUUGCUCAGAACGAGAGUGAAACGUUUACAGGGGCUUGACCUACUGCACUUCAACAGAAGAUCUGGACACUGUUGCUUGCCGAAAAAGUGUUUUAAAUUAAUCUGGACUAUUGAUUCUCUCUGGAUUGGGUGAAUCAUUAAAGAUGCCAUAGAAAAAAAAAAGCACUGGUCAAAUAAAUCCUAUUUUUCAAUUUA